This is a messenger RNA of Tarenaya hassleriana, 1108 nucleotides long. Its product is annotated as mediator of RNA polymerase II transcription subunit 9. Gene Ontology annotation, cellular component: mediator complex. NCBI's taxonomy places the organism in Eukaryota, Viridiplantae, Streptophyta, Magnoliopsida, Brassicales, Cleomaceae. The record is from RefSeq and is a predicted model, not a curated record. Bases 81 to 743 code for a protein of 220 amino acids. The transcript has 6 exons.
UUUUGUCACUUUUCCCCGUCCUUUCCUACUAGUAGAUGAAGGCGGCGGCGACGACGAGAAGACGAUAGCGGAGGAGAGUGAUGGAUCAGUUUUCUGGAGGGAAUUGGGGGAUGAUCCCCAACGAGCAGGGGCACGGAAACUUCGGUGCACCGGCGAAUCAGGACCAUCUGUUCCUCCAACAGCAGCCGCCGCCGCCGCUGCAGCAGUUUCAUCAUCAGCAACAGCAACAAUUCCAACCACAAGACCUGCAGUUUCAGCAGUUCCAACAACAGCAAUAUCAGCAGCAGUCACAACAGUUCCAUCAACAGCAGCAACAGCAACAGCAACAGCGUAUGUUACAGUCGCCUCCUCUUAUGCAGUCACCGCCGCUACAAGCUCCAACCCCGCCGCCGCCGCUGGUGCAGACGCCGUCGCAGAUGCAGAUGCAGCCGCCGCCGCAGCAUCAGCACCAAUCGCUGGCUUCUCAUUUCCAUCUCUACCCGUUGGUGGAGAAAUUAGCGGAUGCAAUCGAAACUGGAACACGGGAUCCGAAUUCUGAUGCCCUGGUUUCUGAAAUGAACAGCCAUUUCGAAAAGUGUCAGCAGCUGUUGAACUCGAUUUCAGGAUCUCUUGGCUCUAAAACAAUGACUGUGGAUGGACAGAAGCGAAAGCUGGAAGAAAGCGAGCAGUUGCUUGAGCAAAGGAGGGAAUUGAUUGCAAAAUACAAGACAUCUGUUGAAGAUCUCAUCAAGUCUGACCCUUAAUUCCUUCUCAUGCAUACUUGAGGAUUUUGGAAUCGUGAAGUGUAUCUCUACGACCAAAUCAUCUCUGACUUGGAUUUUCCGGUUUCAGAUAGUUCUACACCAUGAUGAUACUCCUCUCACAUCUAAGGUCUAUGAAUCCCGAAGAAGCGUGAAAUCAGCCUACGUAGUUUGUUCCUCGUCUACAUCAGAAGCAAUCGAUAGAAUACCAAGUGGGGUCGAAUCAUUUCCAGGGAAAUCGAUGUAAAAAGUGUCAUCCAUGAGGCUGUAAACGGGAUCUGAACCCUUAAACCAGGUAUUAAUCAUCGAUUUCAUGUAAAGAAUCUCAGGUUUUACUUUGAAAUCUCAGCAUCUGGGGAUUUUGAUAA